Molecule: messenger RNA, 1061 nt
Organism: Effrenium voratum
Lineage: Eukaryota; Dinophyceae; Suessiales; Symbiodiniaceae
Source: the annotation of a GenBank genome assembly
CCCGCUUGUUCUCGACGCCACAACAUCACCCAGCACUCGCAUGGCUUGCGGCGCGUGGCGCCGCAAGCGGCGGGGUCAUGGCGCUGAGAAGUGCAGCCCUCGUAUGUCUGGUGCUGGGCAUGUGCAGGUGGCGCUGGAGCUUCGCUGCGCCGAAGGCGGAAGUUUCCAAGGCGCAGAAACGGAAGCGCUACGCGCCCCGCAGCACGGAGGAGCGCCUGCUCUGGGCGCUCGGCUGCGAGCUGUGGCGCGCGGGCCGCGACAUGGCGCUGGCCUCUGGGUCUGUCUCCCGCGGGGAGAUCUCGGCCAUCUUCGCGGAGGAGGAGGAGAUAGGGAGUGCCACGUCGUCGCACCUACCCACGGUGCUGCAGCAUGGCGGUGAGGCCUUGCAGGAGGCGGGGGGUGCGCUGCUGGAUGGGCGCUGGCGCUUAGCCUGGCAGCGAUUGGAGCGGGCGCAAGGCACCGGCCAGGAGUACUGGCCCUGCCAAGGUCUCAACGGCCUGGUGGACCUCGUCUUCUCCAUGGCCGAAAUGCCGUCGAUGCCAUCCGCUCUGCGGACCUGGGGCGCCGCGCAGUCCUUGGAGCACCUGGCCGAAGGCUUAGACUCAGCAAUCGAUGCCAUCGACCACAACUUCCAGAUCCAGUAUCCGCACCGGGAGCGGGCGGAGGCGUUGCUGGUCACGGCCACUGAGACUUUGAGGGACGCGGCCGUCAUUUUUGACGGAGGCGACUUCUUUUUGCCCCGAGACCCUCGGAAAGUCGGCAUGCACUUCCAUGAUGACGAUGGCGACUUUUGGGAGGAGGACGACCUUGGGGAUGUGAGCGAUCCGUUGGAGUACAUCUCCGGAGACCUCGCUGCCACGCUGCGCAUUCGCAACAUCCAGAAGGAGCUCAUCCGUGCCGCUGGGACGACGGAUAGCGAUGGCCCCGAGAGCCGUAAGAAGCUGCUGCAUCGCCUGGUGCGGGAGAACCACCCGGACCAGAACCCGGGGAAGGAGGAGGAAGUUCGGCCAGCGUUCGAGUACUGCCUCAGAAUGCUGCGCCUCUGCAAAGAGAGCUGACAC